AAAUAAUUUAGUUUGAAUUCUUCUGCUGAAUAAUAAAGAUGAAGUCGGAAACACGAACAAUAAUUAGUGCAAUUUAUCUGUGGCUAUUAUUUUUCACCACCUCAACUGCUCAGGAAUGCAGACCACAACAGUAUCAGAUGUACUCUACACAGCAGGUGCUCAAUAUAACCUCUCCUAACUAUCCGAAUGCAUAUACGCCAGGUAGUAGUUGCCGUUACAAAAUACUUGCGCCUUUGGACCACGUGGUAAUACUUAAUUGCGUGUUUGAAGUGUAUCCUAAUUCAUGUGGCUCUGAAAACUUUUACGUCUCUCGUGAUGGGGAUUUUCAAUAUCGGGAUGCCGAAAUAUUUUGCAGCAGUGGCAGUAUUAGACGCACCUCACUUUUCCGGUCUAUAACCUUCGCCUAUUCUUCAAUAGCAACUACAACGAACUUACGUGGACGUUUCUUUUGUCAAGCAAUAACACGACCCCAGUCCUGUGAUUGUGGUUGGUCAUUUACACCCAGGAUCACAAAUGGGCAGGAAGCUAACAAGCAUGAAUAUCCAUCUAUGGUUGCUUUGCGCGAUAUCACAUCUCCACAGCUCAUUUUUUGUGGUGGCAAUAUAAUUAGCCAUCGGCACAUACUAACGGCUGCACAUUGCACGAGUACUCAUCGGGAUCCAUCCAGAAUAAUGGCUUAUGCGGGUGACCACGAUUUGAGUAGUACUACAGAAUCGGCUUUCGCUGCUCAGUAUAACAUUCAACAAAUUAUACAGCAUCCAGGUUACAUAUCCAACUCCGCAGCAGUUGCUAAUGACAUCGCGCUAUUGGUUACCAGUCGAAUUAUCGAAUGGUCCCGAGGCGUUGGACCGGUUUGCCUGCCAUAUCGACAAUCAGCGGAGUCUUUUACGUAUUUAUAUGUUAAUGUUGCUGGUUGGGGUACACUUACCUUCGCCGGCUCGAAGUCCAAUACUUUGCAGAAGGCAGAGCUACUUACGAUGGACAAUCGGGCCUGCCAAAUACAAUACAAUUCCACCAUUUUACCUUCGCAGAUCUGCACUUAUGACUACAGCGGUACGGGAAGAGACUCCUGCCAGUAUGACUCCGGUGGUCCAGUAAUACAGAAGCAGACACGCAUGUACCUCAUAGGCAUCAUAAGUUUCGGACGUACUUGUGGCACUCGUUAUGCCGUCGGCGUCAAUACUAGAAUCACCGCAUUUUUGAACUGGAUUUGGAGCUAUGUGGGUGGAAACAAUAUUUGUGUUAUUUAAUGAAAAAAUAUUAUCAUAAUAAAAGCGCAGGGAGC
This is a messenger RNA of Teleopsis dalmanni, 1285 nucleotides long. Its product is annotated as venom serine protease-like. The record is from RefSeq and is a predicted model, not a curated record. Gene Ontology annotation, biological process: proteolysis. The transcript has 6 exons. The coding region runs from base 39 to 1250 and encodes 403 amino acids. Gene Ontology annotation, molecular function: serine-type endopeptidase activity. NCBI's taxonomy places the organism in Eukaryota, Metazoa, Arthropoda, Insecta, Diptera, Diopsidae.